CAGUAAAAUAUUGACGAAUGUUCUUUAGCCUCACAUUGAUCCUUGUCGAAGACCAUAGGUCUAUUUUUGAUUAACCAAGAUUAUUACAAAGAACGAUUUACCGAAUGAAACAGGAAUUAUCGUAAAAUAUUGGAAAAACUGUUGUUUAAUCAUGGUGAUAUUGGUAUUAAAUAGAGUAACGUGUAAGUCUUGUACAUAUGGUGUGGAUGUAGUUCCAUUCUUCUGAUUGUAGUAUUAAUUCGUGUUCUGAAUAAUGUGCCUGUCUGUGAUCCUGUUGCCUGUUUAAUCGUACAUCAUUUGUGUUUCGUAAUUCAUCAGCUUCACGUUUUGUACAGUCCGUGUGUUUAUGCUUUGGUGAAAUAGGUCAAGUAUUAUGGGACACCUAAGAGGUUAAUUCACUUGUUCAUUUACUGACUUUGAGGCAUAUUAAAAGGGAAGAAUAACAUUUAUGAUUAUCUUAUUCAUUAGAGUUUGUUAAAUGGUUACGUCCAGUAUAGAGAAACGUAAAAAGUUUUGUUAAUCACCAGCCUUGUCACACGAUAGAUUAGUUUAGUUAUAUAUAUGCAGAAGUGCCAACUUAAUGGAGUGAAUGGCGAUAAUAUGGCUGAUAAGUUGGGGUUAGGGCAAGAAGUUCGUGAAUUGAAGCUCGGACCAAGCUUUACUAACAGCCGAGGAGAUUCUUUCCACACUUUGCGAUAUGACUUCAAACCUGCAAGUGUUGAUGUUAGCAAGGUUGCAACUGUCGAUAUUGGAUCAAGUCAGCAAGUGACAGUAACUGUCCCUCAUCUAGAUGGAGCUGGAACACCUCAUACUGUGUUCAAGGGAUCACAACGCCCAUACCAGAAAGAAUGCGUUCUUAUUAUCGAUAGGGUGACUGGAGAAAUUACACUAGAAAAAUUGAGUUCCAAUAUCCAAGUCAAGAAAACAAGAAUGGAGUCUGUUCCUAAAUUGGGACUACCUUCAGGUUCCUCGCGCCCUAUGACACCAGUGGACUCGCUAAACUCUCAUAGCAAGAACAAAUUGCCAUCUCCUCAGCAUCGUUCCAAUAAGAAAAAAACUUCUCCCAAGCCUAAUCACUUAGCCUCCUCCUUGGGGUGUAUUCCCCGUCACUCUCCUCUACAUGCAUCUCCUUCAUACCCCUCAUCCAGGUCCCCUCCUAGAGGCCUAUCAUCUCAACACAAAUCUCCACCUUCACUGCCUGCAAGUUUGCCAGUGAUUGGUCUUGAUGACUCAGAUUUGGGGUUUGGAGGUUCUUAUGCUCCUUCACAACAAUCCCAGCAGACACUUAAUUUUCCUAGAGUGUCUCCAGAUUAUAUUCGCCCUACAGAUGAUGAUGGAGUAGGGGCAACUGCAAAUGAGAUUGGAAUUUUGUCUGACACAUCCUCAUCAGACUCCAGUGAUUCAUCAGGAAGUGAGAGUGAACCUGAAACUCAACCAAGCAAUAGUACAGUUACAGCAAAUGGUCACAUGAAUGGGACAGCAUCACCCUCCCUCUCUAUGCCGAAUCAUCUCCUAACAGAAGACCUGCAGCUAUCUGAGUCAGGAUCUGAGAGUGACUAACCUACUGAAUACUUGGUGAGGUUGAAGUAUUGUGAGUACUUACUGUGACUUAUUGAUCAGACACAAGAUCGUUUAUGACAAAAGAAUUUGUUGUCAGAUUACUUAAAUGAUGUUGCUUCCAUUCCAUUAUCUAAAGUGACUGAAGUCAAAAGUGCAAAUCUAAUAGACUGCAUAGUUUUAUAAAAUAAACCAUUAUAUUUGAAUCUAAAGUAAUAAUAGGAAAUUUUCAAUAAAAUUCAGAAUACUUUAAAAAUAUAUCAGUAUUUAUGACAGAUGAGUAUUGCAAACCCUAAAUUGUUGAAAAAUAACAGUCUACUCAACAUUUUGAGAAACUUUCUGGGUGGAUGGAAAAUUAAAUGUUUUUAAUGAUUUCCUUUAGACCUUAGGAAUAUAGUUGUUCUCUUGUCUGAACAUUGAGGGUAGGAUAAUUUUUUGCUGCUACUUGUACUUGUGGCAAAAUGUACAUAUCUAGUUUACAGUGUGAUGACAUCUAUAAUUUGAUGUAGACUUUGAAUGUUUGUAUUGAACCCUUCCCCUCCCCCAAGUCAAAAUUCUAGAUGUGUUGUUAGCAAGGGCCUCAGAAAAUUGUGAUCCACAAGUCUUAACAUUUUGCAGUUACUGAAUAUCUAACUCUGGAGCAGAGUCUUUCCUGAGAAGCUUCAUAGUGUGCUAGUAAUAUUCAGGUCCGAGAUUAUAAUUUGAAGAACUAAAACUGCCAUUGGCUUUCUAUAUAACUUAUCCAUUAAGCAAUAAUGAUUGGAAUAAAAAAUAAAAUAGAAAUUAGAACUGUAUUAAUAUAUAUCAGAUACAGAAAGAACAACCAAAACAAAUGGUAAAAUUAGAGAUAAUUUAAAAUUAAACAGCUUAGAAG
Messenger RNA from Zootermopsis nevadensis, 2431 nucleotides. RefSeq names its product ELL-associated factor. Gene Ontology annotation, biological process: transcription elongation by RNA polymerase II. The record is from RefSeq and is a predicted model, not a curated record. Gene Ontology annotation, molecular function: transcription elongation factor activity. NCBI's taxonomy places the organism in Eukaryota, Metazoa, Arthropoda, Insecta, Blattodea, Termopsidae. Gene Ontology annotation, cellular component: super elongation complex.